AUGUGGCAGGUCCUCAUGUGGCAUGUCCUCAUGUGGCAGGUCCUCAUGUGGGAGGUCCUAAUGUGGCAGGUCCUCAUGUGGCAUGUCCUCAUGUGGCAGGUCCUCAUGUGGGAGGUCCUAAUGUGGCAGGUCCUCAUGUGGCAUGUCCUCAUGUGGCAGGUCCUCAUGUGGGAGGUCCUAAUGUGGCAGGUCCUCAUGUGGCAGGCCCUCAUGUGGGAGGUCCUCAUGUGGGAGGUCCUCAUGUGGCAUGAACACCCAGCCCUCACCAGCCCUCGCCGGCCCUCACCGGCCCUCACCAGCCCUCGCCGGCCCUCACCGGCCCUCACCAGCCCUCGCCGGCCCUCACCAGCCCUCACUGGCCCUCACCGGCCCUCACCGGCCCUCACCGGCCCUCACCGGCCCUCACUGGCCCUCACCGGCCCUCACCGGCCCUCACCGGCCCUCACCGGCCCUCACCGGCCCUCACCGGCCCUCACCGGCCCUCACCGGCCCUCACCGACCCUCACUGACCCUCACCGGCCCUCACCGGCCCUCACCAGCCCUCAUUGGCCCUCACUGACCCUCACUGACCCUCACCGGCCCUUACUGGCCCUCACUGACCCUCACUGA
Knipowitschia caucasica is the source of this 609-nucleotide messenger RNA. The record is from the annotation of a GenBank genome assembly. Lineage: Eukaryota; Metazoa; Chordata; Actinopteri; Gobiiformes; Gobiidae.